Scutellospora calospora is the source of this 1155-nucleotide messenger RNA. The record is from the annotation of a GenBank genome assembly. NCBI's taxonomy places the organism in Eukaryota, Fungi, Glomeromycota, Glomeromycetes, Diversisporales, Gigasporaceae.
AUGUCGGCUCAACUUUAUCCUACCCUUGGUGAAGAUCUGUUAGCUUCUUUCAAGGAAAAGAGAUUCACGGACAUUACGAUAACGACCGAACAAGGAACACCUAACGCGAAAACGUUCCGGUCACACAGAUUUGUCCUUUACUCACGUUCUCAAUAUUUUCGAGAACUCUUGUCCGAAGAUGAUAAUAACGAAAAUAUCGAGCUCCCAGACAUUUCAGGUGAGAUCUUUGAGGAUUUGCUAAGUGGAAGGGUCAGCUUGGGCCAUAGAUCAGGAUCAGAAGUCCUUGAAUUAUUACUUGGGGCUGAAAAACUUACCCUUGAUCUCGUCAACAGCAUACAAUCUUUCAUCAUUGAGCAACAUGGUAACUGGUUAAAUGAGCAUUUUGCUCAUAUUUAUCAUGUGAGUAAUAAAUAUGAAACCUUUGAACAGCUACGUGCAUUCUGCGCUCAUACCGUCAACAACUCCCCUGAGGUAGUUUUCUUGGCUGCCGAUUUUACAUGUCUUCCUGAGAAAUUGUUACGCGAAAUUCUUGUUCGGGACGAUCUAAAAAUAGAUGAAGUUGAACUUUGGAACUAUUUGCUGAAAUGGGGUCUUGACAAAAACUCGUCAUUGAAAUUUGAUCCUUCAUUAUGGAGCCAGGAUGAUGUCGAAUCAUUGGCAAAAACUCUCAAGGAUUGUCUGCCAUUAGUUCGAUUUUUUCAAUUUUCUGCCAAGAAUUAUCGUACUCAUCUAUUACCAUACAAAAAACUUCUGAAAAUUUCUCAACCAAAGGUUUAUGAUGAUUUGAAAAAUUAUUUUUCUAUGGAUAGUCUUCGACCUACUUGCAAAAUUUUGGGUCCACGUUACAAUCCAAUAGAAUGGAAACGGGUAGAUUGUGUAUGGGGAAAGACAUCUGAUAGUUUCAUUUUUUCUUUUCCGACUAAUGAUUUUCAAGAUGCAAUCCUUAGUCGUGUUGUCACUGUUGCAAAAGCUGUGAGUUGGGAAUUGGAAUAUGGUCCUUCCUUUGGAAAUGAUUUAAUAAUGAUUGGACCCAAUCUCCAAAAGCGUUGUCUCUGCAACAUCUCAAAUUUACCACAGGUAUAUGAGAAACAAUUGCGACAAUCUUCAAGCGAAUUUGAGAUAGUGGAUUAUGAAGUAUACCAAAUUCAGAGAAAG